GCUCCCGCUGGGCGCCCCGAGCGGGUCCGGCCCGGGGAGCGGGGGCCGCGGCCGCCGAGCAUGGGGAAAUCCAACAGCAAGUUGAAGCCUGAAGUUGUGGAGGAGCUGACCAGAAAAACCUACUUCACUGAAAAGGAAGUACAGCAGUGGUACAAGGGUUUCAUUAAGGACUGCCCCAGUGGGCAGCUGGACGCCGCUGGCUUCCAGAAGAUCUACAAACAGUUCUUCCCAUUUGGAGACCCCACCAAGUUCGCCACGUUUGUUUUCAACGUCUUCGACGAGAACAAGGAUGGCAGGAUCGAGUUCUCCGAAUUCAUCCAGGCUCUAUCGGUGACCUCAAGGGGGACCCUGGAUGAGAAGUUGAGGUGGGCCUUCAAGCUUUAUGACUUGGAUAACGACGGCUACAUCACCAGAAACGAGAUGCUGGACAUAGUGGAUGCCAUUUACCAGAUGGUGGGGAACACCGUGGAGCUCCCAGAAGAAGAGAACACACCAGAGAAGAGGGUGGACCGGAUCUUCGCCAUGAUGGAUAAGAACGCUGAUGGGAAGCUAACUCUUCAGGAGUUCCAGGAAGGCUCCAAGGCCGACCCCUCCAUUGUGCAGGCGCUGUCCCUCUACGACGGGCUGGUAUAGUCCAGGCCCAGAGCUGUGAUGUGUGGGAACCACUAGCCUCUUCCUGUGCCAUGAGGCCACCGCAGCCUGACACCGCCCCUGUGCCCACCCAGCCUUCCUCGUCUCCACAAAGCCGGCCGCCCUUGAGCCUCUAGGCCCUGGCUGUCUUUCCCCCAGCCCUGCAUCCACCUGCCGCCUGAAGCCACUGGUUCCAUCGUCAACGACCUCCGCUUGUCCAAACAACGACAACCCAAAACGGAAAGGCUCCAGCCCUCUGCAAACCUGAGCGCCGGGCUGCCUCCCUCGGCAGCCGUCCCGUUCUUCCUGCUGUCUGGCCUGUGUGCUUUCUUUUUUCUUUUUUUAUUUCAAAUGGACAAUGUAAAAGAAAACAAACUACCUUCCGUUCUAAAAGAUACUGACCAUUGGGAGAAGGCCUCUGUGUCUCAGAGAACUCAGUCUCUGCCUGGUCCCCUGCAGUGGUGGCCAGGGGCAGUGAGGCCACUGGCAGGCAAGGGUGUUAGCGGCAGUGACUCACGUGAUAACAGUAUUGUGCAUUUUGUGGGGAAACUGAGGGUUUUUUUUUUUUAUACUCAUACAUAAUCGAUACCUUUUAUUUAUUGGUUGUUAACUAUUGCUGCUACCUUGUGUGUCUGAAACUCCCAGGAUGCUGGGCCUCCGUUUACAUGUGCACACCCUCACCCACCUGCCCGCCACACUUGGGAGGAUGGUGGCCUGCAGCGGCCAAGAAGCCAAAAAAAUCUUUUCCUUUUUUUUUUUUUUUUUCUUUCUUUCUCAGAUACUGUGCUCCGUUUUUGGAGAGGGGAAGGUAGGCAUUCCUCGAUGGCUAAUGCACUGUUCCCCCAGCUUCUGCCCUGAAGCCCCCACCCCUCUCCUCUGCACCCCUUGGAGCCCAUAACACUUUUUUUCAAGAACACACUUGGGGUGUUUUUUGUUUUUUGGUUUUUUUUUUUUUAAUUUUUGCAACUUUACUCUGAUGUUUGCAGCAGAGAAAAGAUGGAGAGCCUUGCUCUGGGAGUGGGAACUGGGAGCGGGUGUCGGGCACACAGAAUAGAGUAUGAAGUGGGCUUCUCUGGGAACUGCUGGCCUCUGCCUCCUUGAUGCUAACUAAGGGGCUGGGUAGGUAUAGCGUGUGAAC
Molecule: messenger RNA, 1768 nt
Organism: Rattus norvegicus (Norway rat)
Lineage: Eukaryota; Metazoa; Chordata; Mammalia; Rodentia; Muridae
Gene: Ncs1
Product: neuronal calcium sensor 1
Exons: 8
Coding region: 61-633 (190 amino acids)
Biological process (GO): calcium ion transmembrane transport
Cellular component (GO): perinuclear region of cytoplasm; membrane; cytoplasm
Molecular function (GO): calcium ion binding
Source: RefSeq, marked provisional